AUGCUUCAUUCGCCUCACAAACAACCACAGAACCACAAGUGCGGUGCAAACUUUCUCCAGGAGGACAGCAAGAAGUCUCUGGUUUUUAAAUGGUUAAUCUCCGCAGGUCACUACCAGCCACCGAGACCAACAGAGUCAUUUAAGGCUGCAAGCAGAAUUUACAACAGAGGGUACAAGUUCUAUCUGAAAAAAAAAGGAGGGACUAUGGCAUCAAACAGCCUCUUCAGCACAGUGGCACCAUGUCAGCAAAACUUCUUCUGGGAUCCGAGCACCAGCCGGCGCUUCAGCCCUCCCUCCAGCAGCCUGCAGCCCGGCAAGAUGAGCGACGUGAGCCCGGUGGUGGCUGCGCAACAGCAGCAGCAACAGCAGCAGCAACAGCAGCAGCAGCAGCAGCAGCAGCAGCAGGAGGCGGCGGCGGCGGCGGCGGCGGCGGCGGCGGCAGCGGCGGCCGCCGUGCCCCGGUUGCGGCCGCCGCACGACAACCGCACCAUGGUGGAGAUCAUCGCUGACCACCCGGCCGAGCUCGUCCGCACCGACAGCCCCAACUUCCUGUGCUCUGUGCUGCCCUCGCACUGGCGCUGCAACAAGACCCUGCCCGUGGCCUUCAAGGUGGUAGCCCUCGGAGAGGUACCAGAUGGAACUGUGGUUACUGUCAUGGCGGGGAACGAUGAAAAUUAUUCUGCUGAGCUCCGAAAUGCCUCUGCUGUUAUGAAAAACCAAGUAGCAAGGUUCAACGAUCUGAGAUUUGUGGGCCGGAGUGGAAGAGGCAAGAGUUUCACCUUGACCAUAACUGUCUUCACAAAUCCUCCCCAAGUAGCCACCUAUCACAGAGCUAUUAAAGUUACAGUGGAUGGACCCCGGGAACCCAGAAGGCACAGACAGAAGCUUGAUGACUCUAAACCUAGUUUGUUCUCUGACCGCCUCAGUGAUUUAGGGCGCAUUCCUCAUCCCAGUAUGAGAGUAGGUGUCCCGCCUCAGAACCCACGGCCCUCCCUGAACUCUGCACCAAGUCCUUUUAAUCCACAAGGACAGAGUCAGAUUACAGACCCCAGGCAGGCACAGUCUUCCCCACCGUGGUCCUACGACCAGUCUUACCCCUCCUACCUGAGCCAGAUGACGUCCCCGUCCAUUCACUCCACCACCCCGCUGUCUUCCACGCGGGGCACGGGGCUUCCCGCCAUCACCGACGUGCCCAGGCGCAUUUCAGAUGAUGACACAGCCACCUCUGACUUCUGCCUCUGGCCUUCCCCUCUCAGUAAGAAGAGCCAGGCAGGUGCUUCAGAACUGGGCCCUUUUUCAGACCCCAGGCAGUUCCCAAGCAUUUCAUCCCUCACUGAGAGCCGCUUCUCCAACCCACGAAUGCACUAUCCAGCCACCUUUACUUACACCCCGCCAGUCACCUCAGGCAUGUCCCUCGGUAUGUCCGCCACCACCCACUACCACACCUACCUGCCACCACCCUACCCCGGCUCUUCCCAAAGCCAGAGUGGACCCUUCCAGACCAGCAGCACGCCAUAUCUCUACUAUGGCACUUCGUCAGGAUCCUAUCAGUUCCCCAUGGUGCCGGGGGGAGAUCGGUCUCCUUCCAGAAUGCUUCCGCCGUGCACCACCACCUCGAAUGGCAGCACGCUAUUAAAUCCAAAUUUGCCUAACCAGAAUGAUGGUGUUGACGCUGAUGGAAGCCACAGCAGUUCCCCAACUGUUUUGAAUUCUAGUGGCAGAAUGGAUGAAUCUGUUUGGCGACCAUAUUGAAAUUCCUCAGCAGUGGCCCAGCGGUAUCUGGGAGCCGCAUCCCAAAUGUAUCAAUAUAUACAUAUAUAGAGAGAGUGCAUAUAUAUGUAUAUCAAUUAGCUAUCUACAAAGUGCCUAUUUUUUAGAAGAUUUUUCAUUCACUCACUCACUCAUGAUCUUGCAACCACAGGAGGGUAGAGAUACUGAGAAGCAAAAGGCCCGAGAGUGACCAUCCUAUCUAGGUUUCAGGUUGUUUUCUACUUAAAAUGUACUUUUACAAACCAAGGAAAAAGGUAUUUUUUUGUUGUGUUGUUGUUUGGCCUGUUAUCACAAAUCACCUGUUCCUAUGCCAAGUCAGAGAGGUGGACUCCAGGUUCAGGAGGAAGAAGAGCAGAGCCGCUUCCUCUCUGUGCUUUGAAACCACACACCCUCGCGGUAGCAGCUGUGUUUGGACCAGUGCACUCUGCAGACCAGCUUCCAAAGCCGGUCGAGGUGCAUGUAAAGGGCAAAGAGGGAGAAUGGAUGCUUCCUUUACAGUACCAUCCAUUCCGAGUAACUGUCCCAAACUUUGCUUUCAGGCUUGCCGCAAGUUCUCAUUUGAACUGUUUGGUUCAGUUUUUGUUUUUGUUUUUUUCUUUCCUACUUUAAGAAAGUGACUUCAAAAAAUACUGAUCGGGAUAGAUGACUUUAUUUUACUUUUUUAUACUUUUUUUGUUUCCUUUUCCCAUUUAACCAAAAAGAAAUCCCAUCCCUCAGUCACCCUCCCCAUCUUUCUCCUUUUAUGAAAAACUCAAAAUGGCAAUACCUUAUUAUAGCCAUAAUGGUAUAGAUAGUGUUUGCGUUUGGCUGUGUGUUGUUUUCUUUUUUUUUUUUAAAUUAUGAUAUGUGUAAAAUCUGAGGUAACUUGCUAACGUGAAUGGUCAUAUAACUUUAAAGAUAUAUUUAUAAUUAUUUAAUGACAUUUGGACCCUUGAAACAUUUCUUAGUGUACUGAUAUGCUGACUUCGGUCUCUAAAAGUGCUCUUUAUUAAAUAACAAAAUUCUUCAGUGGGCUGGAGCCAUAUCUGAAAUAUUGCUAAGCAAUUUCAGUUCAUCCAGGCACAAUGUGAUUUUCAAAAAAUACGUCCAUCUCCAAAUAUCUUAGAUGUAGCUUGUUUUUGUGAUGUAUGAAGGAAAUGUUAUGCUUCGUUCUUUCAGACCUUGGAUUGCCUCUAACACAGCUUUGCCUUCUAAAGCAAUAAUUAGGGAUUUAAAAACCAAGUCUUAGCCCCGUAUCACUCAUGUUGCCCUUUAUCAGCAUGAAAUGCUGGAGUGAUGUGGUUUCCCAAUUUCUUUUGAGUAACGAUGACUCUUGUCAUAUUAAAAAGACAAGCACAAGUGAAUCAUUGAACUGCAGAAAAAUGUUCUGUGGUUUCCUAGUUAAAGCAAAACUCUAAAUCGCCAGGCUUUAUAGUGUAGACAUAGCUUAAAGCCACCCAUGUGGCUAAAGGAUGGAUCAUGAUACGCGUAGGACAGUAACGCCAAGUUGCACCAGGGAUUCUUAACCAACCCGCCUUACCAAACAGUAAGUCAGGAGAACCCAGAUCUGCCUUACCCGAGGCCCUAAUGGCGUCUCUCCAUGGAAUCUGCAUUUAAAGGAGCAGGUGAAGUCAUUGUCUUAAUGGGCGCCGGGUCAUCUGAAGGAGCAGGCGAGUUCCAGCAAAUAGCUGAGCUGAGGGAACAUCCAGGCUGCGGGGGCCCAUAUCCAACCCUGUGGGGUCAAGGGAAGGCAAGGCCAUGUGGAGUUUGGUGUCUACUACUGUGUACGAAUUUGAGCAGAAGCCCUCCUGUAGGAUGCACUUUGAACACUCCUGGUGACCACAUGGCAAAUUCUUGAGCGUGAAUCCUUAAACCAAGCCAGGCUCACUCCAUGACACCACCGGGCAAAUCCCUGCCUGCUCCCUCACAGGUCCGGGGCCCCUUCGCUUCAAUUCUGUGCCCCCGCUGAGCAGUACUUUGUAGAGAUUUGCCCCCAGCUCCUCGAGACCCUUUCCCCGUAGUCAUUCCCAGGCCCACUUCAUAGGCCACCAAGCCUGGCGGGACAGCGUGGGGGCACCUGGCGCUGUGCUACUGGCCGGGGGCCUCCCUUGCAACCACCCUGACUCCUCCCAACAAAAAUCGAGGGCAAAACAAAAAACAAAACAAAACACUUUGCCUUCUAAAGGUUGUAUACCAAGUAUGCUUAGAUAAAUAAGCCACUUUCCUAUUCCUUAACUAAGAUGGAAGUAGUAACUGAUACUAUUUAUUGUUUGUGUGUGGUAGCUUGAAGCACGCCACUGUCCAUUUAUUUGUUAAAUGUAAAAUAUGUGUGUUUGUUUCAGCAGCACUUAAAAAAGCCAGUGUCUGGUUACACAUUUCAAUUUUAAUUAAUUGACAUGGAAAUGUUACUGCCAGUGCCAGCUGUACCCUAUUUAAUAGAAAAGGUACUAUAUUUGUACAUUAUUUUUUAAUGUUAAAAGGGCUUUUUUAAGUUUACAGUACACAUACUAAGUGACUUUAGGGAUGCUUUUGUGUUGAAAGGUUAUUAUAGUGGCUGCAGGCAGCAACCCAGAAACACUUUAAAAGUUUUUUUUUUUUUUUUUCCUUGGGAAAAAUUCAAGCACUUCUUCCUUCCACCCUCACUCCAACCACUCCAAAGGGGUAAGUCACAUUUCUUGGAUUAAAUUCUGCCCUUUUUCAGCCUGGGGGUUAAAUAUUCUGCCCCCCCCCCCGCGCUUUUUUUUAACUGAACCCUUAAUUUGCACUGGGUCAUGUAUAUGAUCUGUGAUUUCAAGACCAAAGCAAAGCCUCACUACUACUACCAUGGAACCAUGUACUAGCCAACACUCUGUAUUUCCUUCAGGUUCAAAGAGCACGGUUCUUUUUGUAGCAUAGACGUUGCUGGAGUUUACAGCAUGACCCACAGAGCCGCUUUCUGUCUUAGUUGUCUCACAAAGUGUGACCGGUGUCAGGGUUCCAGAACAGGUACCACAGCGUUGGGUUUAGAUGAGUGAAAUGACUUCCAGUCUGGAACCAAGAGACUCAACCGAUGAGCUAUGGUUUGCUCUUCAGAGCAGACAGUCUCACCGCACCCCCCACCGGAGGGGGGCCUUUUAAAAAAAUGAGCAGAGAAACCCACACCAAUAGGGAUCAUCCAUUGCAAACACAGAGGGGAGGAGAUGCGUGUGCUGGCUUAAAGUUCCUUCCAUUCCCAGGAAAGGGACUGACUCAGAGUCUAGGUUAAUACAUGGAAACACAAAGCAUGAGUGAAGACAAUAAUGACUUCUAUGACAUUCGAAAGAACAAUAAUAAAUAAAAUAAAGACGACUCUUCCAAACCUUGAAUUUGUUGUUCUUAAAAGGAGAAUGCAUUUUAAAAAUAUUUUCUGUGUGAGAAUUUUUUAGAUGUUUGUUUACUUCAUGUUUACAAAUAACUGUUUGCUUUUUAAUGCAGUACUUUGAAAUAUAUCAGCCAAAACCAUAAGUUACAGUAAUUUCUUAGGUAUUCUGAAUAAAAUUCCAUUUUUUUUGGAUAUGCUUUACCAUUCUUAGAUUUCUGUGGAACAAAAAUGUUUGUAGCAUUUUGUGUAAAUACAAGCUUUUCAUUUUUAUUUUUUCCAAUUGCUGUUGCCCAAGAUCUGCUUUCCCUGCACAUAUUGUACAAAUUCUGCUUCGUGCCACAGGCCAUGAUUGUGGAUGAGUUGACUUUCAACUUCAAAGGGACUAUUUGUAUUGUAUGUUGCAACUGUAAAUGGAAUUAUUUGGCAUUUUUCUCAUGAUUGUAAUAUUAAUUUGAAGUUUGAAUUUAAUUUUCAAUAAAAUGGCUUUUU
Molecule: messenger RNA, 5578 nt
Organism: Zalophus californianus (California sea lion)
Lineage: Eukaryota; Metazoa; Chordata; Mammalia; Carnivora; Otariidae
Gene: RUNX2
Product: RUNX family transcription factor 2
Exons: 9
Coding region: 1-1752 (583 amino acids)
Biological process (GO): neuron differentiation; regulation of cell differentiation; regulation of transcription by RNA polymerase II
Cellular component (GO): nucleus
Molecular function (GO): RNA polymerase II cis-regulatory region sequence-specific DNA binding; ATP binding; DNA-binding transcription factor activity, RNA polymerase II-specific
Source: RefSeq, a predicted model, not a curated record